AUGAACAUGGUGCGAAGCAUGGUGUGUGCAAGCGGACUAACUUUGAAUUUUUGGGGUGAUGCUGCUGAGCAUGCAGCUUGCAUGCUUACCCGAAGUCCGACUAAGGAGAACGACGGUGGGGUCUCACCUAUUGAGGUACUCAACUUGAAGAAAACUAAUCUAAGUGACAUCCCGGUGUUUGGUUCGACGCGCACAGUUCACUUGCACAUAGACAAUAAAUCGCUGGGUGCGCGUGAAAAGGCGACAAUCAUCAUUGGAAAGAACGAAGAAAUGAAGGGAUACCGUGUCUACCUGACAAAGGAGCGCGUAUUCGUAGUCACGCAACAUGUGAAGAACAAUGGGACCCUGAACACAAUGCAAAAUGACGAAGCAUCAGAAGAUCACGAUAAUGCUGAAGGUUUGGAGGAGUCCCAAGAUGAUCACGACGAACGUCCAGCAACGAGUCGUUCAUCCGGAUAG
Peronospora matthiolae is the source of this 459-nucleotide messenger RNA. The record is from the annotation of a GenBank genome assembly. Lineage: Eukaryota; Oomycota; Peronosporomycetes; Peronosporales; Peronosporaceae.